This is a messenger RNA of Necator americanus (New World hookworm), 318 nucleotides long. RefSeq lists its product as uncharacterized. Bases 1 to 318 code for a protein of 105 amino acids. The transcript has a single exon. The record is from RefSeq and is a predicted model, not a curated record. NCBI's taxonomy places the organism in Eukaryota, Metazoa, Nematoda, Chromadorea, Rhabditida, Ancylostomatidae.
AUGAGAACACGAGUGGAAGAGGAACGAAUUUCAUUUUAUCGUUUCCACUUUAUUUGUGCAUCGACAUCGUAUCGUGUUUCGGGCGAUCUUCGAGCAAAUAUUGAGAUUUUGUCGCCGGUCGUCGGCGCGCUGUGCGCGCUUGUCGAAGUCGGCGGAGAGCGGGCAUCGGGCGGCCGUGGCGGUGGUGGUGGUGGCGGCGGCGGCGAUGGCGAUGGCGUGACGAGGGUGGUGGGGACGAGCCGCGCGAGCACCACCCGUCGAAUUUCCGAAUUAUUUAUGCUCGAGGCUCGGCGACAGGACACAACAAGCACAGCAUAG